Messenger RNA from Chlamydomonas reinhardtii, 4972 nucleotides. RefSeq lists its product as uncharacterized. The record is from RefSeq and is a predicted model, not a curated record. The transcript is spliced from 8 exons. Lineage: Eukaryota; Viridiplantae; Chlorophyta; Chlorophyceae; Chlamydomonadales; Chlamydomonadaceae. The coding region runs from base 115 to 2766 and encodes 883 amino acids.
CAGCUCCCAUUCCUACUACUGCCCGGGCCGCCUGGCGGCGACGAGCGAACGAGAGCCCUACUCUAUCUCCCCUCUCUUUCAGCAGGGCUUGCCCAGCACCGUCGCGUUCGUGAAAUGGCUCGGCGCAGCGCGCUGGCCAAGGGCCUAGGGCCCCUGGUGGCGCUGCUGCUGGGCGUCGUCGGACGCUGCGUGUCCAUCGGGGCCCGUCCUCGCGUCUCGCUGUAUAUGACCGAGUCAUCCAGCGUCCUCGACCUUUCUUGGAGCAAGGGCCCCGAGAACCUGCGCCAGAGCCUGCUCAAGGCUGGCGUCGAGCUGAGCGUCGCUGCGUCUGGGCAGCCGCGACUCGCGGGGCUUGAUGCGUACCUUAUUCCGCCGACUCACGGUAGCGCCAGCUACGCAGAGGCCGAGAAUAUGGAGGCCGUUGCAAACUACAUCAGCAGCGGCGGCCUUGUGGUGCUGACCCUGAACGGGCUGCACCAGGCCAACGAUGCUGACUUCGUGUCGCGCGCCCUGGGCUAUACCGGGAAAUGGAAGGUUUGCGACGUAAUUUCGUCUGGGUCCAAGUCGCUAUACUUGAGCGCGCAGGCCAGCGGGCUGUUCCGGGCAUCGAGCCUUGACUUCCCCGCGUCGCUGGAAGUGGCCGACACUGUGACGCGCACGUCCUGGUGCGCCCACGAGGAUGUGGACUCGUUUAUCGUGCCCAUCUACACUUCGGAGGGCGAUGAGAGCCAGGUGGCCGCUCAGCUGUUCGGCAAGGCUGGCACGCCCGGCGCGGUGGUGGUGCUUGGUUACGACUGGAAGGCCGGCCCCCAGGCGCAGUGGAACGCUCUGCUGAACAAGCUGAUUGCGGACUUUGCCGCCGGCGCCUUCGUGGUCCCCGCCAGCGGCAACGCCGACGAGAACGCCACCGCUGAUGGCAACUUCGCGUCCGUGCUGGACAGCGCCUCAGACGUUGCUGACGCUGCCGCUGAGGUGGUGCGCCGCUUCCUGCAGACCGCCGGCGCCGCGGGCGUGUACCCCUCUCCUGCUGCCACGCCCUCACCCUCUCCCUCUCCCUCUCCCUCUCCGUCACCUUCGCCUUCAACAAACACCUCUUCCCCCUCGCCCUCGACCACGGAUUCCCCGCCUCCCCACGCGCCCCGCCCUCCCCGGCCGCCUCGCCCUCCUCCGCCGUCGCCUCUGCCCCCUACGCCGCCCCCGGCCACGCCGUCACCGCCUACCAAACCCUCGCCGCCGAUGCCGCCGAACCCUCCCCCAAACCUCAACCCCCGCCCUCCGCCCAGCCCCACGCCUCCGGCGCCGCCUCCCCAGCCCCCUUCGCCUCCCCCUCCCUCCCCCUUCCCGCCGAGCCCUCCUCCGCUGCCCCCUGGCAUUGCCAAGGUCGUGGAUGACUACACGGUGACCUAUGGCUCCGACAUGGCCGCCAGCAUCAUCGGAGACAACCCUGCCGACCUGAAGAACAACGCGUCGGCUGUGGCUGAGAUCGUCUUCAACAUCCAGGGCGCCUACGCCGACAAGUUUGAUGUCGACCCGGAUGCUAUCCUGGUGCGCGGCUUCCGCUUCCUGUUCAGCGACGGCACCAUCCUCGAGGUGCUGGUUGACACCACCCCGGCCGCCAAGAAGCGCCGCAUGGCGCUCGCCUCCUUGGCCCCCGAGGACAUGCUGCAUGUGUAUAACCACGCCGAGGUGGCGGCCAAGUUUGGCGCUGACAGCGGCAUGAGCGGCCUCGUGCACGAGACCCGCACGUCUGUGACCGAGGACGAGAUCAUGGAGAUGCUGGAUGCCUCUGCGGCCAUCCCCGCGGCCCUGGCGCGCAGGAUGGCCGAGGUGGACACCCGCCGCUUCCUCCAGGCCACCGACUACGUCCUGGAGGUGCUCGUCACAGUUAUCAGUUUCCAGGAGGUGCCGCUGCCGCCCUCGCCACCCCCCAGGCCGCCGUACGCGCCCGGCACGGUCCUGCCUCCGUCGCCUCCUCCCACCCCGCCUUCUCCCCCGCCCCGUCCUCCUCGCCCCCCUCCGAUCAAUGUCCAAAAGAUUGCUGCCGAGCUGGGCGCUGAUUUCAUCAACAACGGCUUCCCCCCGCCGUCACCCCCGCCCCCCUCGCCUCCUGCCCUCAACCUGCCUUUUAUCAAUGUCGACAACGCCACCGGCACCGGCACCGUGGGCACCAAGCGGGCCGUGGUGUGGCGUGACGACUCCGACUACACCUCCCUGCUCACGCCAGGAUCGCCGCUCUACCUGAUUGACCCUGCUAAGCCUGCUUGCCCAGCCAAGUGCGCGGGUUGCGACAAGGCCUGGAAGGCUGGCACGAACAACGUGCUGACCCUGCCCAUCUUCUUCAAGGAGCCCACCCAGGUGUCCAAGAUCUACAUCAAGCAGAUCAGGAACUCUGGUGUGGUCAAGGUCCAGCUGCUCAAGUGGAUGGGUGCGCCCUCAACCGGCCAAGUGACCGGUAACGUGCUGGGCAAGACCGUCUACAACGUGACCAAGGACACGUCCAAGUGCCAGUCCGUGCUGGUCGUGCGCGUCGGCCCCAAGAAGUCCGGCAUCAACCUCCCCGUGCCCGCCGGCGGUAGCCAGGCCAAGCUGCCCACAAAGCUGGCGGCCAAGGCUCUGGGCGGCAUCCUUAUCACCAUGCAGCGCCCCGCCGAUGCUGGCCUGAACUACGGCCCCUUUGUUGAGUACGUGCGGUUCAAGGGCCGCGUGCUCUACCCCAAGGAUGCCUCCAAGUACGCCUACGCGGCUGCCAAGAAGAAGAAGCUCUAAGCUUAAGAAGCUACAACAUGACACGGAGCGUGAUUAGAGCAUGGAAGGGCGACAGGGGCCACGGGUAAGGCGACCCCUGGCUUGCUCCGCUUUCCUCCAAACAAUGGCGCAUUUGCCAGCCAGUGGUGCACCCAGCGUGCAUAUAACUUGCGCAACUCGAAGAUUAUUGUUACUGCCGAAGAUUAUGUGCGGCUGCCGGGCCUUGCACCAAGAGUGUGGGCCUGUUGUCAGUGCCGAUCCGGGUUAAUUUACUUCACCUUUAUCCUUGUGAUUCACUCACUGUUUGGUGAAGCACCUCCCGCGCUUUUUCGUGGCGCGGUCGUGCUCUACUCCCCCGGUCCUGUGGUGGGUGCGGGGAGUUAUUUGCGCUCCGUCUAGCGCUAACCCAGGUUGCAGGGUGCAGUGUCCUAACCAUGUGACGUGCGUGGGUUCGGUCUCGUGUGUACCAUGCUAUACACAAUCUGUCGAUGCCCACCGUCACGUAUUCCCCGAAAACCAUAUGCACCGGCGGGUUUUGCACAUGUGCGCGCUCGCGCGCAAGCAUACAGCAUCAAGGUCACGCCUAACCCGGGUUACCCGCCCGGCACCUGGGCAAGCAAAUCACGUCAUUGUGGGGCGGGGUUUUGGAUGAAAGGACACCUGACACUGACUGCCGGCAUUCAUUGAUUAGUUAUUGAUUUUUGUGUUUGCGUGCAAGUACACGCGUAUUAUGUACAUUUUCCCACUGUUGUGAAUUGGUGCUCACCUGCUGAAGGAGCAGAAAGCGGUGGUGGCUUUGGUGGCUUACGCCUCCCUAUGGCACUGUGCGGUCAUUUGACGUACCGUAGUCUGAUCAUCGCCUACCCCCGGUUUGUUGUGCUGGGCCCUGGGUUAGUUGGUCAUGUCCUGCUGUGUGUGGCAAAGUACUUGUGAUGCUUGUGGCCGAUUGUAGCCGAACCAUGUGCGCCACGGCGCAGGCCAAUUUGCCUAGUUUAAACAAGAAUGAAGAAGUGGAGAGCGAGGCGUGAGAGGGAAGCUGGGAGACGAAAUGUGGCAGCGUAGUGAUGGCAGGGUCUUGCGGCUGCGGCCGGCGCUCGGGGGUGCCCCUGGAAGGCACAGCGUGGCUCGGACGCGGAGAGCGGUAGGUAGGUGCGCUAUAGCUUCACCAUUGCAGCCUCCUUAGCGGUUCUUCGUGCCGCCGCAAGUGGGGGAGCUGGUAGCGACCAAACCGAUUGUUUGUUGCCGUAAGGCUGGCCAAGUCAUGUGGCUGAUAUGCCACAGUGUGCAAAGCUGUUUGGUUGAAAGCAUUGUUACAAGUUGGCCAUCGCAUCCGUCUGCCAUCCUCCAGGUAGGCCUCUACGACGUCGUGCUUGCUUGAAUUCUCGGUUUCGAAUUGUUAAGCACCGUCGAUGCCAUCCCAGGACGCUCCACCCACCUCCACCAGAAACCGCGAUGGGUGCCGCGUGUCAACAAUAAAGCAGCUUCAGUGGACCAGAGGCACAUGACUGCGUGGUCCUAAGCACUGGAGCUGUCUGUCAUCACCUCACCCGCGGCACCAAAAGCUGAGCACUCAAUCACCGCAGUGCUCCACCAUGCAGCCGUGGCCGGCACAGUGACAUUGACGCCGCCGGAUUCAGCGCAACAACAAAACGUUUGCGUUUCAUGACAUGCUGCUGGCAUCCGGAAACCUCACACAUCCUCGCAGGGCCCGCUAGCACCCCCUUGCAGUCCAGCCAGCCAAACAGGCACCGAUACAUCGCAAGGAGCAUGUAUCCCUGCCAUGCAUUCAGACGCACGGCCACUCCACACGCAUGGUCGCAGAGGCGCGCCUCGGCAUGGUCAUGCCUUGCUUGACCGUCCCUGCACUCCACACUCUGGCCGUGCUCUCGGUCCGCGAACCACUACAAACGCACACGCCUGAGACGGCUGCGCUGGUUGUCUCACACCGCCUGCCGUUCCAGGCAAAGACCAGCGGCACCCACCAUCCCGGCCAAGCGCCAAUCUGAGCGUCCACACGUGCCCUUGCCACCCCGCAGGAGUCGUGCUGUGCUGGUGGCAAAAGCUACACACGCCAUGCAACAAUGAGACUCGGCACACUUGCACCCAUGCAGUGAUGCAUCGUCCGCAUUGGCGGAUGCCUAGCGCCCUUGUGUCCGCUCUGCGCAGCAGGCGACCUGCAUGCAAAGCAGCUCGCUCCGGACCCACGCUCCGGACCCCACACUCCCAC